Molecule: messenger RNA, 786 nt
Organism: Helianthus annuus (common sunflower)
Lineage: Eukaryota; Viridiplantae; Streptophyta; Magnoliopsida; Asterales; Asteraceae
Product: protein TRANSPARENT TESTA 1
Exons: 2
Coding region: 1-786 (261 amino acids)
Biological process (GO): anatomical structure development; regulation of gene expression
Cellular component (GO): nucleus
Molecular function (GO): DNA-binding transcription factor activity
Source: RefSeq, a predicted model, not a curated record
AUGGAUCUAUUGGCUUCUUUGAGUACACCAAAAAUCGCAGUUUAUGAGCCGUUAGAUUUGUUUAAGGGCAAAGACGCAGAAGAGAUGGUGAAAACAAUACCCUUUUAUAGCUUUCUUCCUCACGAACCAUGCAAGCUUGAUGGUAGUUCAAGAUCAUUCGGUAAGGUUGGAAAUCAUGACGAUGAGACUGUAGCAUUGCAUAUUGGGCUUCCUAGCAGCAGUGAUAAGGUUAUUGUUGCGGAUGAUAGCAAUGGUGACAACAACAACAAGAUGGUGCCAAAUGUGUCACCAAAUUUUGAGUACUGGAUUCCUACCCGCGCACAAAUACUUGCUGGAUUUACGCACUUCGCUUGCCAUAUCUGUAAUAAAACCUUCAAUCGUUAUAACAACCUUCAGAUGCACAUGUGGGGACAUGGGUCUCAGUACAGAAGAGGAGCGGAUUCUUUACGAGGAACACAACCACGAGUAAUGAUAGGGGUGCCAUGUUAUUGUUGUGAAGAAAAAUGCAAGAACAACAUCAACCAUCCGCGGUCUAAGCCACUCAAGGAUUUCAGGACACUCCAAACACAUUACAAAAGGAAACAUGGGAAUAAGUGUUUUUCGUGUAGAAAGUGCGAAAAGAGUUUUGCGGUAAAAGGUGAUUGGAGAACACAUGAGAAGAAUUGCGGCAAACGGUGGCUGUGUGUUUGUGGUUCCGAUUUCAAACACAAGAGAUCGCUUAAAGACCAUAUAUUGUCUUUUGGACUUGGCCAUUCUCCAGCACCACCAUCUUAUCAUGCCAUAUAA